Messenger RNA from Drosophila gunungcola (fruit fly), 1648 nucleotides. RefSeq lists its product as uncharacterized. The record is from RefSeq and is a predicted model, not a curated record. The transcript has 3 exons. Bases 149 to 1429 code for a protein of 426 amino acids. Lineage: Eukaryota; Metazoa; Arthropoda; Insecta; Diptera; Drosophilidae.
UUAAACUUACUUCUAAAUGUUAAUUUUGUAAUGUCAUCUAUACCUCAAUACAUUUAAGAGUAUUUUCUCUCAGUACAAUUUUCAAAGACAACUGAAAACGAAAACAGUUGCAUUCAAACACCCGAGCACUUCAGUUGUGAAAGUGAAAAUGAGUAUUGACGGCUAUAAUCCCGUACUAACGCGAAAAAAUCGCAUGGAAUUGUUUACUGCAGAAGAAUGUAAAGAGAUUUUAGCAAAUUUAUUGGCCGAUAAGAACGAGAAUGGCGUGUUGGUUAAUUUUGAUAUAGUGCCGGCCACAGAACAUGUGGGUUUCUUGGGAGAAUACUUUCAUCUGUAUCUGCGGUAUCAGUUGGAAGAUCAGAUUGAUAUACAAAGUUCUCGAUUGUUUGUCAAGUCGGUGAUUUUUCAAAAUGCCAAUAUGGAAUUCUAUAUGGAGAAAAUGGGAGUUAUUAAAAAGGAAAUAAAGCUUUAUGAACUGUUGCUGAACGAGUUGAAAAAGUUUUCUCCCCAUGUGUGGUGUGCAAAGUGUUAUUUCACCCGCGAUGAUCUGUUUGUAAUGCAAAAUGUUGAGGACAUGGGCUAUGUGGCUUUGCCAUCGGGAACUCGUUUCCUAAGCGAAAAUCAAAUAACCCCCAUUUUAAAAUCCUUGGCCACUUUGCAUGCCAGUAGUAUUGCCUACGAAAAGCAGAUGGGUAAAACCAUAGGAGUGGAGUUGAGAGAGUGGCUUAAGGAAGUCUCCGUGGAUCCGGAUGUUGAAUGGUAUACCACGGGCUUAAGGGCUGUUUUGGCAGUGGCUGCCACCCAUCCUGAUGUCUUGGAUAAUGCCCAAGCCCAGGAGUUUAUUGCCAAGGAACUGCCGAGAUGUCUGGACAAGGUUUACUAUAUGGUUAAUCCUUCACCAACUCAUAGGAACGUCUUCGUUCAUCGCGAUGCCUGGGGUGCAAAUGUUUUUUAUCACAAGGAACAGCCGCAGGAGAAGAGAUCUGUCCUGGUCGACUUUCAACUCUGCCGAUAUGCCCCACCUGCCAUGGAUUUCCACCUGGCUACCUAUUUAAAUCUGGAACCCAAAAAUCGUAAAAAGAUGAUUGAUGGUCUGACCCAAACUUAUUACAACGCAUUGACCGAAGAACUUCGAGAAAUGGGCAUUGAUCCCAAUCAGGAACAACUGAGUAAACAGGAGUUUGAGAAAUCCCUGAAGGACUUUGCUUUAUUUGGAGAGACCUACAAUUGCAUAGCGGCCACCAUACUCCAUCUGCCCAAAAAUUAUUUGAAAAACCUCAAGGAUGAACGGCCAGAGGCUUUCCAUAGGUUCUGCAAUGUGGAUCGCACGGAAGAUGUUCUUCGUUUGAUGAAAGAACAUUCGGAAUUCGCUGAUUAUAUGUAUGAAUGUGUGGGGGAUUUGCUGGCCCUGACAUAUAAAGAAAACUGAUUAAACGACAUUGUGGCCCUCACUAUCUUUUCCUGUUUCCCUGGUAACACUUGGAACCCUAUCAGUUUGGCCAGAGAUUUUUGUUUACACACCUCUACUCUCAACCCACUGGAUUAUCUUAUCGCUGAAAUUCAAGGCGGCUUAUGAGUUAUUUAAUUAGGGUACAUGCACUUCUUAGUGCGGUUAGCCAUUGUAUAUGAGCAGUGUCGGGAAAGGUAC